Molecule: messenger RNA, 3601 nt
Organism: Zea mays
Lineage: Eukaryota; Viridiplantae; Streptophyta; Magnoliopsida; Poales; Poaceae
Exons: 17
Coding region: 230-1687 (485 amino acids)
Biological process (GO): mitotic DNA replication checkpoint signaling; DNA replication initiation; cell division
Cellular component (GO): nucleus
Molecular function (GO): ATP hydrolysis activity; DNA replication origin binding
Source: RefSeq, a predicted model, not a curated record
GUGUUGCUCAUCCCAUAUGCACAAGCUCGUGUUCCAUGAGGCGAUAAAGUUCUCUACUGCUCUCGCGUUCACGCGCGAAGCCGAAAACCCUUUCGCGCCCCGCCCCCGCCCCCUCCAUCUCCACCCGUCUCCCUCUUACCGCCGUACACAUCCAGCAUUCCUCCCCCCAAAUUCUAUGCCAUCCACGAAGUAACCGCCGAUUUCCCUCCCCGCGAGCCACAAGCCCACAAUGCCGACUCUCCGCAGCGCGACGGCGAACGCGUCCCCCAUGGGCACCCCAUUACCUGCCGAGACGAGCACGCCGCGCAGCGUCAAGCGCCGGCUGACGCCAGGUCGAGCCGGCGAGUCGCCUGGCGCGUCGCGGCACACCUCUCCUCACCGACACCCGCACGCCAGCACCGGACCUGUACACGUGCCUAAGAUGCUCUCGGCGUCGCCCAAGUCCUCCAGGAAGCGCCUCUACGGUGACUUCGUCGCAGCCGAGAAGCCCAAGUGGAACCCCCGAGAUGCCGCGCAGAUGAGGGCUGUGAAGGAGGCGCUGCACGUGGCGACAGUGCCGUCGUCUGAAUUGGUUUGCCGGGACAACGAGCUCAGGCGUGUCCUUGAGUUCUGCGAGGCGUGCGUCGAGCAGGAGAAGGCUGGUAGUCUCUAUGUCUGCGGGUGCCCUGGCACAGGGAAGACAUUAUCUAUUAACAAGAUCAAGGAUAGUUUGGUGUGCUGGGGGAAUGAGACACCUGAUGCCUUAACAAUCAAUUGUACAAACCUAGCAAACACCUCUGAUAUUUUUGGCAAGAUGCUAGAAACAUUUCAGAACCGAAAGAAGGGACGCAACAAAUUGUCGCCACUUCACCAACUUCAGAGCAUGUUUUCCAACAAGGAUUCAGCUCCAAGAAGAAUGAUGUUGGUCAUCGUGGAUGAGAUUGACUACUUAAUAACAAGAGACCGUGCUGUGCUGCAUGAUCUUUUCAUGCUCACAACUUGUCCAUUCUCUAGAUGCAUACUCAUAGGAAUUGCAAAUGCCAUAGACUUAGCAGAUCGUUUUCUUCCAAAGCUGGAAUCCUUAAAUUGCAAGCCUCUUGUUGUGACUUUUCGAGCAUAUUCUAAGGAUCAAAUAUCUGACAUAGUUAAGCAUAGGCUAAAGGUUCUUGAGUAUGAUGUCUUUGAACCACUAGCUCUGGAGUUUUGUGCUAGAAAAGUUGCAGCUGCCUCUGGUGACAUGAGAAAAGCCCUAGGCGUUUGCAGGAGUGCUGUGGAGGUUCUUGAAGCAAGGCUACAUGAUUUCCCUGAUAAAGAAUUAAGAAUAGUGACAUUUGACCAUAUGGAUAUAGCUUUGUCAAAAGCAUUCAAGUCAGCAGUCGUAGAUAGCAUACUGUGUCUUCCCCAGCACCAACAGAUGGUGCUGUGUGCGCUGGCAAAUACCUUUCAGCAUUGCAAGAAAAAGGCUACUACUCUAGGAGAGCUGAACAAAUCAUACAUCGAGAUUUGUAGAUCAACCCAAGUUCCAGCACUUGGAAUGAUUGAAUUUUCUAACAUGUGUAUGGUUUUGAGUGAUCAGGGGUUCAUGAAGUUGGGGCAAUCCAAGGAAGAUAAGCUUAGGAGAGUAACACUUCAUAUUGACAGUUCAGAUAUCACUUUUGCCUUUAAGGGAAAUCGUUUCUUCCAAAAAUGCCUGGAGCAGCGAUGCUAACCAGACUCAAUAGUAGAUCAAUACAUGUAGCCAAUUGUUGUUAUACACUGUAGUAUUAGUUUAUUGACAUUAUCAAGUACCAUCAGUUUCAACCCUGGAUGUAUACUCAGGUGCUUUCAUCCAACAUGAUCAAACCUUGGUUACAUCACGAAACUCUUUCUUGGAGUGCAGAGAUAAGUGUACAUGUGACGAGUUAUGACAGUAUUACGUGACAUAAUUUUUCCAAAAUAUAGUUGAGUGUAGUUAUGCUUUCUCAAUUUUUGGUUUUUCCAGAACUGAUUGAUCAUGUAGCUAACCAUUUAGCAUACCAAGAACAUUUAUUGACACAUUUCUUGCUGGAAGUUGACACCAGUAAUGAGAAAUUACAAAUAAUUAAUGUGUCUUUUCCGAAUAAGUGACAUUAUUUUGAUAUUUUACAGUAGCAUUAUUCAGGUUGUAAAAUGUCUUUAGCACCCCCCCCCCCUUUUGGAAAUUUGAAUAGGGCGGCUUCUCGAUUAAAGAUAAAAACAAAUGAACUUAUAGAGACAAUACAACUGAAUGAAGUGAUCGUUAUCUUUUGCAAACAACUGCUUUCCGUUGUACACUGUAAUUUACAAUUGUUCUCUGCCUUUCAUUUCUAUACCAGAACUUAAUACUACAUCUGUUCACAAAUAUAUGACAUCGUUUACUUUUUUUAGAAAACUUUGACCACUCGUCUUAUUCAAAAUAUUCAUUCAAAAAUGUAAAAUUUUAAGUCAAGCAUAAACUACCUGAUAAAAACAAAUCAUAAAAAAUAAAUGAUAAUUAAUACUAAUUUUUAAAUAAGACGUGUGGUCAAAGUUUUUUUAAAAAAUUAAUGGUGUCAUAUAUUUAUGAACGGAGAGAGUACUCGUUUGCAGGAUGAGGAGUCAGGCUUGUUUUCUAUAUCUAUUUUUUAAAUUAUUGUUAUGCGCUGGUAAAUCGUUUUGUUUAUGCUACACAUGCUGAAAAAGAUUGGGCCUUCCCCUCCCCCGAGCGACUAGCUUGACUGGGCUAUGAAAUUAGGCCUAUGACCAUCACAUUCGAAGCCCACUUGAGGGCGUAGGGCAGCGCAUCUGAAUUCUGAUAGAUGAAAUGUCGGAAUUGUUUUCCUAUUUUUAUUCCGCCUUUUACAAAAUAAUGAUCACAAAAGAAUGUUUUCUAUAAAUAUAAUCAUUGCCAACUAAAAUGGUGACGUCUUAUUUUGUCAAUUCAGUUAGCUGAAAUUUUCCUUUCCGUCAGUUGAAUGGUAGAACCUUUGCUUUCUGUAUAAUUUAUGCCAACAACAAUGAGCUACCUAUUUUUUUUAUAGAAUUAAGUUGUGCCUAACCUAAAUUUAAAUUAAAUAAAUUCUAAUAUCUAUAUAAAAGCAAGAGAUUAACAAACUUAAAGUCCUGUUUGAUAGGCCUCUAUAAAACCAUCUCCAACGAUGCCCCACACCUCCCCUCAUCCCAUGUUCAAUAGAAUAUAAAACUAGCCGCUUUAGACUCUCUAGUAGGCUAUGUAUAUGGACAUGCAAACUAUUGCUUUUGCAUUGUAGAUUACUGUUGGGGUCGUGCUUCGGUGCGCCGAAGGUCUCACACGAAGAAGCAGCUUCGGCUGAAGUCGUCUCCAAGAGAUGGCCGAAGGUCCCUUUUCAUGGAGCUUCGGCGUUUUAAACCGACAUAGAGAUAGAAUGACCUUUUUAUACAUAUAGGUCUGAGUCAAUGCUAUAAACUUUCGCAAGGGGCAUAAUUGUAAUUUGUCACAGGCUGCGACCUGUGCCUAUAAAUAGAUGAACAGUACCUCUGUACUAUUCAUGUGAAUCUGUCAUUUGCUUUCGCAUCACGCUUGUACUUUUGCCUUCCGCAGGACCGAAGGUACAUUUGUAAUUCAAAGUCAUUUAUAUUCAUUAAUACAAGUAGAGAUAAUUCUAUG